GAACUGGUGGGUCUGAUUGUGUUGAUGGCCUCUGUUGGAAAGAUCUGUUAUCAUACCAUGAUGGAUGGGAUUUCAGAAGUUGGAGAAUUAUCCUUGGAACCUUUGGUCAUGUGCAAAUUGUGCCUAUGUGAAUAUUCACUGGAUAAGAUGACAACUCUGCAAGACUGCAGCUGCAUCUUUUGUACCGCAUGCCUAAAACAGUACAUGCAGCUGGCGAUUCGUGAAGCAUGUGGCUCGCCCAUCACUUGUCCCGACAUGGUGUGCUUAAAUCGUGGGACUCUGCAAGAAACGGAGAUCUCCAGUUUGGUGCCUGUUGAUCAGUUUCAUUUAUAUCAGCGAUUGAAAUUUGAGAGAGAAGUCCACCUGGAUCCACUCAGGGCCUGGUGCCCCUCUGCUGACUGUCAAACUGUGUGCCAAAUUGAACCCAGUGAAUCUGGACUACCAGUGCCUGUAAACUGUCCAGCUUGCCAUUUGACGUUUUGUUCAUCAUGCAAAGAACCCUGGCAUCUGGAGAGAUCAUGUCUGGAAAGCCAUCUCAUUGUGGUACCAAAUGAACAAGGAUCACUUAUCAAGACUGACACAGAAGCACCAGUUAAGCAGUGCCCUGUCUGCCGGAUCUAUAUCGAGCGAAACGAAGGCUGUGCUCAAAUGAUGUGCAAGAACUGCAAGCAUACCUUUUGCUGGUACUGUCUACAAAACCUGGAUAAUGAUAUCUUCUUAAGACAUUAUGACAAGGGCCCAUGCCGAAACAAACUGGGCCACUCCCGUGCCUCGGUUAUGUGGAACAGAACACAGGUUGUUGGGAUUCUUGUGGGCCUUGGUAUCAUUGCCCUGGUGACAUCUCCCUUGCUGCUCUUAGCUUCGCCGUGCAUUAUCUGUUGUGUCUGCAAAUCCUGCCGAGGCAAGAAAAAACACACGACCCACUGA
Gekko japonicus is the source of this 927-nucleotide messenger RNA. RefSeq names its product ring finger protein 144B (gene RNF144B). Gene Ontology annotation, molecular function: ubiquitin conjugating enzyme binding; ubiquitin protein ligase activity; zinc ion binding. The transcript has 7 exons. Lineage: Eukaryota; Metazoa; Chordata; Lepidosauria; Squamata; Gekkonidae. Gene Ontology annotation, cellular component: ubiquitin ligase complex; mitochondrial membrane; cytoplasm. The record is from RefSeq and is a predicted model, not a curated record. Bases 25 to 927 code for a protein of 300 amino acids. Gene Ontology annotation, biological process: protein polyubiquitination; ubiquitin-dependent protein catabolic process; positive regulation of proteasomal ubiquitin-dependent protein catabolic process.